Messenger RNA from Melampsora larici-populina 98AG31, 525 nucleotides. RefSeq lists its product as uncharacterized. NCBI's taxonomy places the organism in Eukaryota, Fungi, Basidiomycota, Pucciniomycetes, Pucciniales, Melampsoraceae. The transcript has 4 exons. The record is from RefSeq and is a predicted model, not a curated record. The coding region runs from base 1 to 525 and encodes 174 amino acids.
AUGUACGUUCUCAACUAUCAAGUAUCAUCAGCACUGUUCGCCGCGCUAGCCAUCCGUUCUGAACAAUAUCACAAGAAGGUAUGUCUCCUCAAUGAAACACUACGCAUCAACAAUUUGAUGUACCAAUGGACUGAAUCAUUCAAAUCAAAGUUCAUCUCCAAUUUCCUUGACCAAUUGGAAAAUCACAUGAUUGCAUCUAAACACAUUACAUUUCAACCAAGAAGUAUUCCUACAGAUCAUGAAUAUCAUAAACAGGAAGCAGACUGGAUCAUGAUGGAUUACAUGAAUGCAUAUGGCUUACGUGAAUUCAAAUCGCUCCCAAAGACAUUAUAUAGCUUGAAGUUCGAUCGAUCAGAUUUUGAUUCUCAAAUCGAAGAACCAAGGUUAGCAUCUAAAUUUAUAUUUUUCAACGAAUUCAUUCUUGAUUCUUCUCAAUUUAAACUUACUCAAGAACAAAAGUCAAAGUUACUUGAUACGAGGUGUUGGUGGUCAUACUGGUGGUCGAUCGCACUACAACCUUUAUAA